Molecule: messenger RNA, 12152 nt
Organism: Peromyscus maniculatus bairdii (prairie deer mouse)
Lineage: Eukaryota; Metazoa; Chordata; Mammalia; Rodentia; Cricetidae
Gene: Kcnh7
Product: potassium voltage-gated channel subfamily H member 7
Biological process (GO): regulation of membrane potential; potassium ion transmembrane transport
Cellular component (GO): plasma membrane
Molecular function (GO): inward rectifier potassium channel activity
Source: RefSeq, a predicted model, not a curated record
UGCAAGGCCCCCUCCAGUAGGUGAGCGGGAUGGAUUGGAUUCCGGCGGGGAACGCGGGUGUCUCGAAGUGGUGCUAAUGGGAAGAGGUUUCUGCUCUCCAAAGAAGAUGCGCUGCCACAAAGAGCGGCUUGCGCGCCGGCCUGGGCUCUAGCCCGGGAGACAUCCCGGGAGAACUCCGAGCUCGGAGCGCUCGGCUAAGACCCGGGCAACAUGCCUGUUCGCAGGGGGCAUGUGGCACCGCAAAACACCUUCCUGGGGACCAUCAUACGGAAAUUUGAAGGACAGAAUAAAAAAUUUAUCAUUGCAAAUGCCAGAGUGCAGAACUGUGCCAUCAUCUACUGCAAUGACGGGUUCUGUGAGAUGACUGGUUUCUCCAGGCCAGAUGUCAUGCAGAAGCCGUGCACCUGCGACUUUCUCCACGGGCCUGAGACCAAGAGGCAUGAUAUUGCCCAAAUUGCCCAGGCGUUGCUGGGGUCAGAGGAGAGGAAAGUGGAGGUCACCUACUAUCAUAAAAAUGGUUCUACUUUCAUUUGUAACACUCACAUAAUCCCAGUGAAGAACCAAGAGGGCGUGGCUAUGAUGUUCAUCAUUAAUUUUGAGUAUGUGACAGAUGAAGACAAUGCUGCCUCCCCAGAGAGGGUAAACCCAAUAUUACCAGUCAAAUCUGUAAACCGGAAACUCUUUGGGUUCAAAUUUCCCGGUCUAAGAGUUCUAACAUACAGAAAGCAGUCAUUGCCACAGGAAGACCCAGAUGUGGUAGUCAUUGAUUCAUCUAAACACAGCGAUGACUCUGUGGCCAUGAAACACUUUAAGUCUCCCACGAAAGAAAGUUGCAGUCCCUCUGAAGCAGAUGAUACAAAAGCCUUGAUACAGCCUAGCCAGUGUUCUCCCUUAGUGAACAUAUCUGGACCUCUGGACCAUUCCUCUCCCAAGAGGCAAUGGGACCGCCUCUACCCUGACAGGCUGCAGUCAAGUUCCCAGCUAACACACUCCAGAUCACGGGAGAGCCUCUGCAGCAUAAGGAGAGCAUCUUCAGUUCAUGAUAUAGAAGGCUUCAGUGUCCACCCCAAGAACAUAUUUAGAGAUCGGCAUGCCAGUGAAGACAAUGGUCGCAAUGUCAAAGGGCCUUUUAAUCAUAUCAAGUCCAGUCUGCUGGGGUCCACGUCGGAUUCAAACCUGAACAAAUACAGCACCAUCAACAAGAUUCCUCAGCUCACUCUGAACUUUUCAGAGGUCAAACCUGAAAAAAAGAAUACAUCCCCUCCUUCUUCAGAUAAAACUAUUAUUGCACCCAAGGUCAAAGAACGAACACACAACGUGACAGAGAAAGUGACCCAGGUUCUUUCUUUGGGAGCAGAUGUCUUGCCAGAAUACAAGCUGCAGACGCCGCGCAUCAACAAAUUUACAAUAUUGCACUACAGCCCUUUCAAAGCAGUCUGGGAUUGGCUUAUUUUGCUAUUAGUCAUUUAUACUGCUAUAUUCACCCCCUAUUCUGCAGCCUUUCUCCUCAAUGACAGAGAAGAACAGAAAAGGCGAGAAUGUGGCUAUUCCUGUAGCCCUUUGAAUGUGGUAGACUUGAUUGUGGACAUUAUGUUUAUUAUAGACAUUCUAAUAAACUUCAGAACAACCUAUGUAAAUCAGAAUGAAGAAGUGGUAAGUGAUCCUGCCAAAAUAGCAAUACACUACUUCAAAGGCUGGUUCCUGAUUGACAUGGUUGCAGCCAUCCCUUUUGACUUGCUGAUUUUUGGAUCAGGUUCUGAUGAGACAACAACGUUAAUUGGUCUUUUGAAGACUGCACGUCUCCUUCGACUCGUGCGCGUAGCCAGGAAACUGGAUCGAUACUCAGAAUACGGCGCCGCUGUUCUAAUGCUCUUAAUGUGCAUAUUUGCCCUGAUUGCCCACUGGCUGGCUUGCAUCUGGUAUGCGAUUGGGAAUGUAGAGAGGCCCUAUCUGACUGACAAAAUUGGAUGGUUGGAUUCCUUAGGACAACAAAUUGGGAAACGUUACAAUGACAGUGACUCAAGUUCUGGACCGUCCAUUAAAGACAAAUACGUCACGGCACUUUAUUUUACCUUCAGCAGUUUAACCAGUGUAGGAUUUGGAAAUGUGUCUCCUAACACCAAUUCGGAGAAAAUCUUUUCCAUUUGUGUCAUGUUGAUUGGCUCACUAAUGUAUGCCAGCAUUUUUGGGAAUGUUUCUGCAAUUAUUCAAAGACUGUACUCGGGAACUGCCAGGUACCACAUGCAAAUGCUGAGGGUGAAAGAGUUCAUUCGCUUCCACCAAAUCCCCAACCCUCUGAGGCAAAGGCUUGAAGAAUAUUUCCAGCACGCAUGGACUUACACCAACGGCAUUGACAUGAACAUGGUCUUAAAGGGAUUUCCAGAAUGUUUACAAGCUGACAUUUGCCUGCAUCUAAACCAGACUUUACUGCAAAACUGCAAAGCCUUUCGAGGAGCAAGUAAAGGCUGCCUUAGAGCUUUGGCAAUGAAGUUCAAAACCACCCACGCCCCUCCAGGAGACACCCUGGUUCACUGUGGGGAUGUCCUAACUGCACUCUACUUCUUGUCAAGAGGCUCCAUUGAAAUCCUCAAGGAUGACAUAGUGGUAGCUAUUCUUGGAAAAAAUGAUAUCUUCGGGGAAAUGGUUCAUCUUUAUGCCAAGCCUGGCAAGUCGAAUGCAGAUGUGAGAGCACUCACGUACUGUGACCUGCAUAAGAUCCAGCGAGAAGACUUGCUGGAGGUCUUGGAUAUGUAUCCAGAGUUUUCUGACCACUUUCUGACUAAUCUAGAACUGACUUUCAACCUAAGACAUGAGAGUGCAAAGUCCCAAUCCAUAAAUGAUUCGGAAGGGGACACCUGUAAACUACGAAGAAGGAGAUUGUCCUUUGAAAGUGAAGGCGAAAAAGAUUUUAGCAAAGAAAACAGCACAAAUGACCCUGACGAUUCUACAGACACAAUAAGACGUUUUCAGAGUUCCAAGAAGCAUUUUGAAGAGAGGAAAAGCAGAUCGUCAUCCUUCAUCUCCUCCAUCGAUGAUGAACAAAAGCCACUCUUCUUGGGAACAGUAGAUUCUACACCAAGAAAGGUGAAAGCAACCAGACUCCAUGGUGAAGAAACAAUGCCCCCCUCAGGAAGAAUUCACACAGAUAAAAGAAGUCACUCUUGCAAAGAUAUCACUGAUACACACAGCUGGGAAAGAGAGCCUGCCUGGGCUCAGCCUGAAGAAUGCAGUCCCUCAGGACUUCAGAGAGCUGCCUGGGGGAUCUCUGAGACUGAAAGCGACCUCACCUAUGGGGAAGUGGAGCAAAGGUUAGAUUUACUUCAAGAGCAGCUUAACAGACUUGAAUCCCAAAUGACCACGGACAUCCAGACCAUCUUACAGCUCCUGCAGAAACAAACCGCAGUGGUCCCUCCAGCCUACAGCAUGGUGACUGCAGGAGCCGAGUAUCAGAGACCUGUCCUCCGUCUGCUGAGGACCAGUCACCCCAGAGCAUCCAUUAAGACUGACCGGAGUUUCAGCCCCUCCUCCCAAUGUCCUGAAUUUCUAGACCUUGAAAAAUCCAAACUCAAAUCCAAAGAAUCCCUCUCAAGCGGAAGACAUCUGAACACAGCCUCAGAAGACAACUUGACUUCACUUUUAAAACAAGACAGUGAUGCGUCUUUAGAGCUUCACCCACGGCAACGAAAAACUUACCUUCAUCCCAUCCGACACCCAUCUCUGCCAGAUUCUUCCCUAAGCACUGUAGGGAUCUUGGGUCUCCAUAGGCAUGUUUCUGAUCCUGGUCUACCAGGAAAGUAAUCAUUUUGUACUAUUUCCUCCACAUCCAAUGUAAGUGCUUUUAAUGGCUGUUUUCCUUUUUGUAUUUAAAUCCUCUCUACUUGACUCAGGGGCUCACAAGGUACCAUUAUAUGCAAAAGUACUGUAUAUUUUUCCUAAAUUGAAGCUUGUAAGGUAAAGUUGAGCAGUUAGGAUGUAAAUAUACAUAAGAGCUUUUGGUUCCAAAUGUUCAAACUGCCAGCAUCUCAAGGCACCUUAUUUUUUAAUUUUAUUUUUUAAAUCAUGUGCAUGUUAGGAAACUCCAGUUUCUCUUGCAUGGAGACUCCUAUUUACCGCUUUUACUGAAUCAGUGCUUGAUUAUGAAAAAGCCUUCCGAGCAAAUAAGAAACCGAGGAAUGAAAGUGUUCAUGAACGCAACUCAGAUGAUCCUCCACUUAGGGGAGUUCAAGGGGGGUGGGGAUAAGGGAAGUUAGUCACUUUGGAGAACAGAUUUCCUUCUGUAUUGACAUGUUUGUAGUUACUUACCUUCAUUUCCUAUAACAAUUUAAAAGAAAGAUGCAAAGUUUGAGUUAUACAUAUCAGUCAGAAAGGGAGCUAAAAUCCAAAAGUACCAAAGGAUAUAGUUCUUUCUUAAUAAAUAUGUAGAACUUCAGAUCAUGUGGAAGAAAAGACAUGUGAGGUUUCAACGGGAACUCAGGCCCUGGUUUCAUGUCCCAGGUUAUGUAAGACCUUUGACAAAAGCUACUCAUUUUGGAGAGGUGACAGGACAAAGAUGUCCCAGGCUUCCACUGUUGAGGAAACUGUGGGAAGCAGUCACCUACCCCCAGCUUUCUGGGAGCUGCAGUCUCUGGGCGGGUGAGCAAUCUGUCCCCAAGGAGUCUCAAUACCCUGCUUUUAGGGAGGGUAUAGAGUGGGAGGAGAACGGAGAGACCUUUGUGGAUUUCUGCCCCAUUUUCUGACAGAUUGAGGAGUCACAAUGUUUCCCUGAGCUUGUCUUCAGCUAAACAAUUAUGAAUAUAGGACAACAUCAGUGAGAGAACAAAAUUAUCUCUCUAGUAAAUUCUUUCAUAGCUUCAUUCACAAGCUACCUAAAAUUUUUCACAGUAGUGCAUUUUUCUGAAGUCAUAAAAUGAAGAUUAUUUUGUGUUGGGGUGGCUCUUAACAUGCCACUUACAAAAAGGACAGCCACAAUUUUUUCAGAUUUAUAUGUGAGAGCAAUCUUGCAUUUGAUUAAAUAGUACAUACCCACAUUUUUUAAAAUAUGCGAUUUCAGAGUAUUUGUCAGCAAAACUCUUUCAUUAAGAAUGGGUUGUUUCCUUGCUUUUCCCAGCUGUGACAAACAAUGUUCAUUGGUCCACCUAGAAAAUUCUUAAGUUAAUUGAAAAUUAAGUAAAAAAUCCAUUACAUAUAAUUUGGGCUGAUUAUAUGUUGAUUCUAUCCCAGGAUAUAUAUAGUAGAAGAAUAUAGUCUAACACCUUUUAGUGUUAGGUAUUGUUUGGGCAAAAGAGGUGGCAUUUGGAUCAUAAAAUCAACACAAGAAAAAAUACAAUUUAUAAUUCUGAUUGGUCAAACUCUAGUUAAAUUCUAUUUUCAACUCAAUUAUAAUUUAAAAAAUUAUCAGAGACUAACCCUUUGUGUUCUUUCCUCCUGAACAAACAUCUAGAAAAUUUGUUGAAGGCUUCUUAAUUUUUCUACUAAUUCUUAUACUCCAACAGAGCUUUAAAUAGUAGUUUAUGUGUACAUUAUUAAAUGGUUGAAUUUUUCUUCACCUUCAACACUAAUCAUUAACCCACUUCAAAUGCAAGCAAUUUAUUAAAUGUGCAUGACACUAUUACUCUAUUUAAAACGUGAUUAGAGUGACCUUAAAUUGUUCCCUAUAUACUUUUAAGCAGUCACAGAAUUUGCCAGUCUGACCUGAGUGGUAGGAAAUCUACACAUAGGCAUGUUCUUAUUCUCAAUUUAAGAAAAGUAAUCGUAAGUGAUUGAGUACCUAUGGCAUAAGACCAGUCAAGUCAACCAAAAGUAUAAUAAUUAGAAUGGUCUUCCCAAAUCAUUUGAUAUGGUACAGAUACAAAUGUGGACUCCUGGCCACUUUCAUUCACUCACUCAGCAAACAUUCGAAUGAGGUGCCACACACUGGAGAGUCACGCAAGUAGCGAAUGAGUUAGGUGUGGUGUGGAUUUAGGGAUCUUCUUUUCAUAUUGGGGCACAUUCUGCAGCUGCAACACAUUUCCUGAGGACUAUUCUCCCUUAGCUCCACAAGCAUUCAGCAUAAAUUCCCAGCUAUUGCUCAUUUGUAAGGAGAGAGGGUUUGGCAGGUGAGGAACUGAGGCUGAUUGUUUGAUCUGAUUAGUGGAUGCUCCAGCUGCAGCAUUUGGUAUGACAUGCAUGCAAUUUGGUCUAUUGGAAGCCUCCAUUUAUAUUUCUUUAUAAAAACCUAGCAUGCAGAAAAGGGAAGAUGGUAUACAAGCAUCCAGCCAGUUUAAAUUCUAGGACAAUCAAAACUCCUUCCCUUCUCAAUUCCUCCACAUAAAAUAAUUGUAUGCUGUUUAAAUCGUAAGUCUGAGAGAGUUGUGUAGGAACAUAAAGGGACUUUUUUAUCCUAUAGUAUAUAUUUUUUUAAAGUGCCCAAGCAACAUAAACAUACACAUAGUCAUAAAUGUCAGGUGAACAGACAGUUUAACUGACUUAUGAAUAAGAAAAUCAAUCAUCUUGAUGUACAAUGUGCAUCCCCUUGUCCCAGCCUAAAAAUAACUUUAAAAUUGCAUUACCCUACCUAUCACUUACAGCAAAAGCAACCUGACACCUCCAACUUGGGGUCCUGCCUAAGGCCACAUCCAACUACUGCCCCAGCCAAAAGGCAGUCCGGCAACUGCUUUCCUUAGAGGGACUUAGAAGCACGGACACAACACCUUUCGGCUUCAACGUAAAAUUAUCAUCUAGUCCCAUGUCCGUAAAAAACAAACUGCUGUCUUAAAUCUGACUUGGCUGAGCUGCUCUCCUACAGCUAUUAACUGCUGGUCAGAAAAUUGCCUCUCAGACGCAUCGCUUUAUCCCAGCGGGGGGUCCCAUACUUCAAUUAGCUGAUGAGAAAACCAGGAAUAAAAAAUACAGAAGUGAUCUUUUUAAUAUAAUAAUCACUAAUUCAACAAACAGGGCAAAGCAGGGAGCCAGUCUGAGACAACGUAAAUUUCAAGUCCAUUAUAAUGGACUGGCCGUCAGAAUUAAGUUUUCUUCUCUAGUCAGGUAGAGUGACAUUGGGAAUCAGGGUUAAUAUGUGCAUAUUAGAACUCAAGGUUGUACGGGCUUGAACCUGUGCAAUGGCUCCAAAAUACCUAAGAGAAAAACAUUUAUAUCCAAAUGUCAUUUUCAAAUCACAACUUACACAUUAUAGGCAAGGAUAAAAAUGUAUCACCUCCUCAGUAUAUAUAAAAGAGUAACUAAUAAGAAAUAACAUGUUUUAUAGCCAGGAAAAAAAGCAAUUCAGGAAAUUAAAUCAAUUAGAAAUGAACUGUAACUCUGGCUAUAAUUUAAUAUAAGGGGCUCUAUAUUGUUUAUUCAUGGGUAAAACAAAACCAAAAAACAUGUUCUCAAUGUUAAUUGGCCUCUUAUUCAAUGUUAAAAACCUUUCGAUCAAAAAAUUGAGUUGAUUUCUCAUUUUUAAUCACAGUUGUAUAGUAACAUAAACAUAAAUGUCAAUCCUGUACAUUCAAAGAGGCCCUUGGGGGACAGGUUGCUGUGGAGUGGUCUUAAGCUGUUGUCCUGAGGUUAGCAGUGCUCAGAUCACCUAAGAACUCAGAAACAAAUGGUCCUGAGUCUCAUCCCGGAUCUACCAAAUCAGAAACAGGAAGGCUGGGACCCAGCGCUGAUCCUUCAAGGAGCUCUCCUUAACAUGGUCUGUAUGCACACUAAAACACAGAGGUCCAAAAACCAUGUUCUGUAGUUAGGCCAACUCGAUCCUAACAGUAGCUCUUCCAUUCACAUGCUAUGUCACCCUGAGUGAAUUACCUUCUGAGAGUUUUCUCCAGAGUCUUUAAAAAUGAAAUUAUAGUCCUUGCCUCACUAAAGUCUGAGGAGAAACAAAACCUAAUUUUAAAAAAAGUGCCUGGCACACAGUAGGUGCUUAAAAAAAACAUCCUAAAAUGCACCCCUGACCCCCUGCCAGGAGCAUGACAUUAAAAACAACUAGGAAGAAAAAAAUUUUCUUUUGAACAAGUGCAAAGUAACCAAAUAGCUGCUUCCAAGACUGAAGUUUUUGAUUCUGAAAAACUUAACUGUAGCUCAAUCUUUCCCUUAAUUUUGUGCUAUUAACUCGACAGCUUUCAAGUAAUAAUAUUGAGACUAUUGGUGGUGAGGAUGUGACUCCCUCUGUUGCUCUGAAUUAGUGUUAAAUUCUGCAAGGUGAAUUUCUGUAAAGGUGGAUUCUAUAAAAGCUAGUGCACCCACUGUGCAGUGUCUCCUUGGACAUGAUAGAGUUCCCAGAUGGGUUAUCUGAAACUAUUUACAAAAUACAAUUCAAUUCUGAAAGUAAACACAAUUGCUGUUUUUACAAACCCCAGAACUUCACAGGGGUAACGGCACUUUUCAGGCACCCAACUCCUUUCUCUCACCGCACACAUGCAGCCAAUAGAUGGCAAACACCAGAGUUCUCCGUGAGGAACGCUGAAAAUGGCGGAAAGGCUUGGUGUGGUAAAGCUGAACUCAAAUCCUACCUAUUCCAUGUAUGGGUGGGGGAAAAAACCCAAAGUGAGCCUCAGUAUCCAAAAUCAUGUAAAUACAAGUGAUUUUUUUUGAAAUAGCUCUCUGAAAUGUCCACGUGGAAGUGUGCAGAAGCCAUGCUCCAGGUAAAGAAGCAAAUCCAUCCUGUGGUUUGCACAUCACAAAGCAAUGUUCAGGAAGUGGCGUAAUAACAUUGAUGAUCAUGUAAAAACAUGUUCCAUCAUUUUUUCCUCCACCCAACUCUCCACAUUGACACUCAGUAUGUAACGGAAUUCUACAAAGUGGUUUCAUGCCCCUGCCAAUGAUGAGGAUGUUAGCAGGAGACAGUGUUUGUGUUGGGGCCACCUCUUCUGCAUCAGCACCCAGGUGUUCAGCCAACACCUGUAGAGUGAUGCAUCCACAAUACAGAUGUUUUCUCGGUUUGAGAUCUUUGCCCCAUCUCUCCCUGAUUCCCCAAAUGUUCUCUUUCAGAUCUGUUUACUUGUGUCUCUUCUUAAAGUGGUGUUGUUAGCCUUUUAAAAACUAAUGGGAUAUAUUUCCAAUGCUUUAUAAAAUAUUAGGCACCAUGACUGGGCAAGGUCCACCCAUGCUUAGGAUGUCAUUAUAGAGACUAUAAUGUAUUUCGGUAAAAUAUACUUUGUUUUAAUGACCAGUACAGAAAAACAAAAUGCAUAGAAGACACAGACUGACAUUUGACAGCAAGAAAAGAAACUAUCACAAAGAUUAUUUUGUUAACUAGUACAUGAAAGUUGAGAAAUGACUAAUUGGAAGUUAUUUUAAACUACCACAUUAUAACUAUAAAUGAAUAUAAAAAUAUUAAUAGAAAUGGAAUGUAUUCAAAACUAUAUACUCAGUUGUCCUGGUCUAUCACUUUACCAGCCAUGAUCAAACUUUUAAACAUGCACAGCAAGAACUAUUACAACAGUGUUCUCAAUUAAAUCUUUUUAUUAUGAGACGUAGAAAUGUGAACAUGGCUAUUCUUUUUAAAUUAAUGUCAAAACUUAGAUUAAUUCCUGAACUGUAUUCAUGUCAUCUGUGAUUCCCAUUAGUUAACAUAUUUUCAAAGAUGUGAAAUAAUUUGGGGCACCUGUGAUUUCAAAGCUUUAUAUGUUUAACUCACAUUCUUUGGACUUCUGGUAUGUUAUGAUGCAAUUUAAAAACUCACAAUUGUGAGUAACCACAACUGUGAGCAUUUUAACUGUAUCAGUUUUCAUUUUUAUUUAUAUUGUAUGUGAAUGCAUAAGAAAAGUCCACACCACAUUCCUUAUCCCUAAUUGGAAGGAAAAUUGAAGGAUCAGUAAAGCUGUGAUGAGCUCUUCCCACAAUCUCCUCAAAUGCUUACAGAGUUGCAGUAGCAAUGAAAUGGCAUGGCACCCUUCUCCCAAUGACACAAAAACACAACAAAAAUAUCAAGAAGUCUCUACUCCGAGGCUCCCACUGAUUUUAAAGAAAGGCAGAUGGCCUUUUUAUAGCUGAAAUUUUCAUUUCAUAAUUCUGAUGAGAAAAUAUAUUAUCCCAGAAGGCUUGCCAGUCAAUGAAUAGUGUAUUUCAGAAGAGAAUGUGUGUGAUCACUUGAAAAUGUCAGUCAUCUGAUAUCCGGAAGCUCACUCACACCCUGUUACACAGAACUCUGGAAUGCUUUAAACUACAGGAAACAAUCGACCAAACACAUACUACUUCAUAGUCUUUAUGCACAUAAUGUAGCAUGGAAUCACAACGCUUUUGAAAUAUUCUGUGCAGAAAUCUUUAUUUUUUAGCCAAUAUUUUCCUCAAAGGUUGGUAUGUGGUGUUGACAGUGUAAUCUAUUUGCACAGCUAGUUUUGCAAUAACCUUCUACAAAUAACUGUACAUAAGAAAAAUGUAAAUUUCAUGUAAAAAUGGUUGCAAAAUUUUGGUAGCUGAAAGAACUAUACAAGUUGUAUUGAAAAUAUAGUAUAUAUACCUAAUUUAAGAAUGAAACAUAAUUUCUCAUCUAUUUAUACAUGAAAAACUCAAGAAUUUGUAAAAGAAUUUAUUUUGGGGGAAAAGAAAGUAAAUCUUAUUAGCUAGCUAGUGUACUUUUAAUAGCGAAGCCAACAAAUUCCAAUGUUUUGUUAAGUACAGUACUAGAUAUAGGCAUGGUGGUGCUGAUCAAUUCGAAAUUCACGUCAUUGUAACAGUGCUAUGGUGUUACCGAGUUCCAGUAGACCACCAGCAAGCUGGGCUGAGUGGUGAAAGCAUUAACUCCUAAUUUAAAGGACUCAAAAACAUUUUACUUUGUCCCAUCAGAACCAUGGUAGUAAAUGGCUGAAAUGUUUAUUGUUCACCACAAUUUUCUGAAGGAUAAAUGGCCUUUAACAUACAUUCAAAAUAGCUCAUUCAUAAUGAAAGCUUGGCUCAUCUUUUCAUUCAAGAAUGGAAGUAUGCAGCUAUUAUUUCCUCUCGCUGAAGUUUCAGACAGGCUUAAUUUCUCCCCCUGGUUGCUUGGGUGUCAUGUAAGAAAAUUCGCACUAUCUUCAAAGACACUUUUCAACAAGAUUUGUGGGCGCUGACAAAGCAUGCACUAAGGGUGGCAUUGUCUGUGCAGUGACAUAGAUUCCUCAUGCUUCCUUUUUAAGAUUUAAGAAGCCAAGAGCAAUGGCCCCAUGCGAUAAAUGUAAAACCAAAGUUAUUACAGACAGCAGGAAAUAUUACAUUGCCCUCUGUAACUGGAACUGAUUGUGAGAUCAGCGUCAAAGUACAGACGGCAAAAUACCUGGCAACGUUCCAUAACAUAUUAUCUCUUAUCUUAAGACAUACUUGAGGGUCCUGCAUUUACACAACUGUAAGAAAUUAAAUAUGCAUUUAAAAGUCCAGUAAAUUCUAAAGUCAUUUUUAAAUGGCCUAUAAUUUACAAAAUAACAUGAGUCUUUAAUUAGUAUAUUUCUAGAACACUGUUCAGGUUAUCUUUUGCAAUUUCAGUAAUCACAGAAAAAUAAGACAACUAAAUAAGCAAUACACACAAUUAAAUCGAAAUGGUUAUAUGCAUGUGUCUACAUAUUUAGAUGUUUAUGCUUAGAGAAAAAGGUUAAAUCCAACCCCCAAUACAUCAGAAUUGGAAAUCUACCAUUCCUGGUUCACACAUCUCUCCAUGUAGCUAUUAAAUGAUGUUCUAUAACUUCUUGAUGUUAAUGAAGGGGCACACCCGACAACAAGACCAGCACGUGGGAAAAACCCCUGUCUGUAUAUUUUCUAAUUGUGGUGCAUGGUCAUGAGACAGAAGCACUCUGUAUGUCUACUCACUGUAGGUUCGGACUGGCAGAAGCAAGCCUGGGUUUUAACAUACUGCACGAUGUAUUAUGAAGCUACUUGGAUAAAGGGACUGAUAAGAACAUAUGCUUUUUUCAUUGUAAGAUGGGAAAGAAUUCUUUAAAAAUAAGUGGAAGGAAACAUAACAAGAAGGAUUCAAAGCCUGGGUUUUCUAGCAUUCAAAUGACAGACAGGUCUUGAGUCUGAAGGGUUCCCCAAGUUCUCCAAGUGUUUCACUAGAAAGUUUCUUUCUCAAUGUUCUAAAUUACAAGGAAAUUUUAAUUUAGUAUAUGGAGAGAUGUCUUGAUCUUGGUCUAAAUGAGAAAUGAUAAGACUGGUAUUCCUUUGAAAUAUUGUCUGCAUUCACCACCUCACAGACGGUUAAACAU